This is a messenger RNA of Lodderomyces jiufengensis, 771 nucleotides long. RefSeq lists its product as uncharacterized. The coding region runs from base 1 to 771 and encodes 256 amino acids. The record is from RefSeq and is a predicted model, not a curated record. Lineage: Eukaryota; Fungi; Ascomycota; Pichiomycetes; Serinales; Debaryomycetaceae. The transcript has a single exon. Gene Ontology annotation, cellular component: mitochondrion. Gene Ontology annotation, biological process: mitochondrial respiratory chain complex I assembly; mitochondrial electron transport, NADH to ubiquinone.
AUGAAAAUGAUGUCAAUUAAAACAUUAGGACCAAAUAAUUUAAUAAAAUCAAUUUUUUCAAAACAAAAUGAAUUAACAAAAUCAGCAGCAACUAUAUUAGAUUUUAAAAAUUCACCACAAGAAUCAUUAGAUAAUAUAAUAACAAGAUCAGAUAAAGAAAUUGGUGGAUUUUCAACAGUUAAUUUUCAAUAUGAUGAAAAUGAAAAAUGUGGUCAAUUUUCAGGAAAUUUAUCAUUAGAUUUACCAAAAAAUAAUCCUCAAAUUACAAGAUCUGGUUAUGCAAUGUUUAGAACAAAAGAUCAAUCUCAAAGUUGGUUAAAUGGUGAUAAAUAUUGGGAUUGGUCAAAUUUUAAUAAUUUAGUUAUGAGAGUUAAAGGUGAUAGAAGAAAAUAUUUAGUUAAUAUUCAAGCAAAUACUCCUUUAGUUACUGAUUUAUUUCAACAUAGAUUAUUUUUAAAUAAUCCUGGUCAUUGGGAAACUGUUAUUAUACCAUUAAAUGAUUUUGUUAUGACAAAUUGGGGAGUUAUACAAGAUGGAUCAGAAUUAAAUAAAUCAGAAAUUAAAACUAUUGGUAUUGGAUUAUUAGAUAAACAAUAUGGUCCAUUUUCUUUAAAAAUUGAUACUAUAAAAGUUAUGACUGGUGGACAAAUUUUACAAGAUAAUGAACAUUCUCAUCAAGAUAAAUUGAAUAUUUUAGAAGAGGAGAAUAAUAAUUCUUUUAAUGAUGAUGGUGGAGCUUUAGGUAGAAAUACUUACUAUAAAAAAGAUUGA